CCGCGGCAGUUUGUUUGCGUACGCGGUCAACUGUAGUCGACGUCUCUCGACGGGGAUAUGCCGUAUCUGGUGAUCACAAACCAUUGCAAGUAUUGUUUACAUGAUUAUUUCGAUCGUCAUCGUAGGUAUUACAAAGUCCGGUGAAUCACACGUUUAAGCGGUCGUUUCUCGUCCUGAUUUCAUAGGCCGCCCUUACGUCGAAUUCGGACACGUUUUCGUAGUCGUUCGUCGGAGUACGCGUAACACAAUAUUAUAACAUAUCGAUUUUGAGUUCGCGCGCGGUUUUUUUUUUUUUUUUGGUUUUUCGUCGGAAUAUUUUCAUUCCGGUGCCAAACAAACAAGCAAACGCGUCCGUGGUCUCUAGGACGUUUUCUACUAUAUACAGCUAACGGUGUUGUUUUCGAGACCCGUUAAGUUUUAUCGUUAUCACUGCCGUUUUACACAUUUUUACUAAAUUAUAAAUUUUAACCAAUCGAUCCCGAGUACCGCGUCGGUGGUGAACACAUAUACGCAAACUAUGUUGAUAUACCCGACGGCUGGCAGCGGGGCGAUCAGUAGCCGUAUGAACGCGUCGGGCCAAAAAGGCGGCCGGGCCGCAGCCAAAGGUGCAGUGCAGCGCAAGGCGGAAGCCAACAAGACCAAGAGCAGCAGUAAACAGACGGUGCUAUGGAAGCACGCGGACGUUGAACAGGGAGUGGUCGUGGUCGACGAGAAACAGCUAAUGCGGCUGGUCAAGACUGAACCCAUCGAAAACUAUUACCGGCUGGACAGCGAACCAUUCGCCAAAGGUCAAUUCGCUUCAGUCAGACGCUGCACUUCGAUCGAAACGGGUGAAGUGUUUGCGGCCAAAUUUUCAAACCGCACGAGAUUUGGCGAAGACUGUAGUCCCGAUAUCCACCACGAAAUAGCUUUGCUAUCGCUGUGUUCACCGUCGCCGCGGAUUACCAAAUUGCAUGAUGUAUUUCAAACGCCCAAACAAUUGAUCAUCGUCAUGGAAUAUGCUCCGGGAGGUGAUCUACAAAAAGUCAUCGACGACGACAACGUACCAUUUGAGGCCGACGUGGUCAAGUUCAUACACCACGUGGUCGAAGGUUUAGCUUACAUGCACCAGCGGAAAAUCGCUCAUUUAGAUAUCAAACCUCAAAAUUUAGUGUUGAUGGGCGCAUUUCCUACUUGCGACGUCAAACUUUGUGAUUUCGAAAUAUCCCGAGUGAUUCUAGAGGGUACGGAAAUCAGAGAGAUCCUUGGCACACCCGACUAUGUCGCUCCAGAGAUACUUCAUUACGAACCAAUUACUUUGGCCGCAGACAUGUGGUCGCUUGGAGUGACUACUUACGCACUAUUGACGGGAUUCAGUCCAUUCGGCGGAGACACGGACCAAGAGACGUUUUGCAACAUAUCGAAUGCUGACAUCGAUUUCCCGGACGAGCUUUUUGAAGAUGUGUCAGAAGAGGCGAUCGACUUCAUGCGAAAGCUGUUGGUCAAGGAUCCCAGGGAGAGGCUGACAGCCAAAGAAUGUUUGAAACACCCGUGGUUGGCAAACCUUCGAAAGUCAUCGUCCGGCAGCAGCAAUUCGAUGCACCACCACCAACAAAAUCAACAAAACUACCACCAACAGCAACACCAGCAGCUGUUGGUCACGAAACGCACUGGCUGCAACACGUGUGCGGGCAUUACGCCAUCUAACGGAGCUAGACGUGGCGGUGGUGGUCUGCAACCUUCGUACCUGUCCAAGUCUCGAGAAGCACUUUUUGAGCGGAUCGUGUCCAAGCACAUGCGGGAAAGUGACAUGAAGAGGUCAUCUAUGUUACACGAGUCACAGUAUGCAUCCAAUCGGAUGUGCGAGAGCCACACGUCAUUGGUAUCUCGGUCCCGGCACGGCACCCGGACGUUCAGUAAGUCUAAGGAGAAGCUGUAUGGACUCAAGAGUCUGUCCCGGUCCCAGGACGUACUGGACAUGUGUAAGAGCAUCAAAGACCUGAACGAAGUGGACAAAAUUGCCACUGUCGGUAACUUACUGAUGAGUCUCACUGGCGUGUCGACGCUGCCAAACUCACUGUGCUCGUCCACUGCUAACAUAUCUGUAUCUCAGAGUUAUAUACCCGAUGGCUUAGCGUCUGAAGAUGAUAAAGAUUACCUCACAACGAGAAACGGAGAUUGUGAUAUCGACACGACUAAUACAGACGCCACUGCACUAUGCAACUCUGUCAACACAAACAACACCACUCCUGUCGAUAUUACCAUCACCGAACCCCUCAAACACACCCCUACCACGACCGCAACCACCACUACCACGGUAACCUCAACGGCAGACCAUGCACCAAGAUCUGGGUCUCCAGCCGGCAGUAGUACAAGUGGUACUAGCAGCGUAGAACACUUUUACCAUUCCGACGAAGAACCCAGGUUUUCCGUAGCCCAACUGGUCAAGGCGUUUGAUACGCACCAGGAAGUAGUGACCAAACGGUCGCUGGAGGUAACCAUGAACCCGGUGACCAAACUCAGGAUCGCCCCCGCGACGGCAGCCGUCGACCAACUCACCGCUACCCACGAGUUUCCGACCGGACCGAACGCCCUGCGACUGUUCAUACCCAACAUCGACAUAUGUGGUGGUGAAUCGGCGGCCGCCAAGAGGACUCGCGCAGCAGGAUGUGUCGGCGCAGGAGUAGGAUCCCGAGACGGAUGCGAGAACGCCCGGAGCCCGAAUUCGGACAACCGUCGCAAACGUUCAAACGUGAACGACUGCAGCACAUGACCGGACCUAACCCUCACUGCGAUCCUCCCCCAAUAUUUAUUUCAUUAUUAUACAUAUCAUGAUAUUUUUUAUUAAUUGCUAGAUUAUUAUUAUUAUUAUUAUUUUUUUUUAAUAUAUAAAUAUUAUUUUAACGUGUUAUUUUAUUAUAUUAUUGUGCCGUUCAUAUAGUGUGUAUGAUAAUAAUAUUAUUAUACGUCAUUGUGCGUGCAAUAGAAUAUAUACUUAAAUCAUUAUUAUUAUUAUUAUUAUUAUUAUUAUUAUUAUAUUGUCGUGUGUAUGUUAUCGAAUUUGAUAUUGUAUUGUACGAGUGAACCAGUGAUUGUCACAUGUUAUAUGUAUAAUAUAUAAUAAAUAGAAUAAACAUUGCUUCCGCGAGAAAAAA
Messenger RNA from Aphis gossypii (cotton aphid), 3134 nucleotides. RefSeq lists its product as uncharacterized. The record is from RefSeq and is a predicted model, not a curated record. NCBI's taxonomy places the organism in Eukaryota, Metazoa, Arthropoda, Insecta, Hemiptera, Aphididae. Gene Ontology annotation, biological process: intracellular signal transduction; protein phosphorylation; positive regulation of apoptotic process. Bases 518 to 2752 code for a protein of 744 amino acids. Gene Ontology annotation, molecular function: protein serine/threonine kinase activity; ATP binding. The transcript has 7 exons. Gene Ontology annotation, cellular component: nucleus.